UUUGGGUUAUACAUUGAAAAAUUAAUAAUUUUCUAUUUGAAAUUUAUUGUUUUUGCUCCACAGUUAAAGGAUAAUUAUUGUCUUAUCAAUAAUUUACUAGCGUAGUUCAUUUUGAAUGAAUUUUCCUGAUAUUCAAAUACCCGAGUUUGUUAGCAGUUAUUUGAAUGAAAAAUUAAUUCACAGAAGCCUACUAGAACAAAAGAAUCGUUCGAAAUCCAUAGUUGAUAGUAGUUGGUCGUGAUUGUUUAAAAAUCCGAACAUUUCAAAGUGAUUGGCAGGGUGGCUGGUACGGUCAAAUUUGUAAUUGGCCCGGUUUUCCCGCGCAAAUCGUUUCGGUGUGCGUCGAUAAGCUGACGGUGCAUCGACCGAAAGCGUGCUCGACAGGGAGUGGUAGCCGUCGCCAUCUUCGGCCAAUCGGUAUUCCGUUUAGCCACCAAUACGGAUAUAAGUGUAGUGCGUCUCGGCCAUUGGUCUCCGAUUUGACUGAAUUUCUCGACCAAUCAUUUGGGAAAGUGCACAGGGAAUUAUCCAAUUGAUAAUCCAACAUGGAACAAAUAGGCACCACAGCAGACGGCCAAGUCGUAAUGGGCGUCUCGCCGCAACAAGUACAAGUAAUGCAAAUGAACGCUGGACAAGUAAUUCAAGGCGCCAACGGACAACAAAUCAUGGUCCAUGCGGUGCCUUCCGGAGGACAUCAGAUACAAGUGGCCAACGGAGCUCAAGGAUUGCAACAAAUACAAGUAUUACCGGUUGGUAGUCUGCAACAAGGCCAAGUUUUGGUACAACCUACACAGCAAAUUGUGCAGACAAUUGACGGACAAACUUUUAUAUAUCAACCUAGUAUGAUUGAGGGAGGAAAUUUACAACAAGCACCAACAGUGCUGAACAUCAAUGGUAACCUAGUACAGAUAUCCAACGCUCAACAAGCAACAACAGCCCAGAAUGCAACUCAAGCCACUACAGUAGUGCAACAGGCCCCCAGCGGUCUAGCUAUGGCUAACGGCAAUUUAGUCAUGGUGAGAAAUCAAUCUGACAUGGUUCCUAGUACAAGUGGCACCCAAUUCCAAAGAGUCCAAAUACCAACUCAAGAGCUGCUCGAGGAAGAACCGUUGUACGUAAACGCUAAACAAUAUAAAAGAAUUUUGAAGCGAAGGCAAGCCAGAGCAAAAUUAGAGGCAGAAGGUAAAAUUCCAAAAGAAAGACCAAAAUAUCUUCAUGAAUCAAGGCAUAGGCACGCUAUGAAUAGGAUUAGAGGCGAAGGAGGCAGAUUCCAUUCUGGAUCUGUAAAAAAACGAAGGGAAGAAAUGGAAAGAGCUCGACGUGAGCAGCAACAAAAUCAACAAGUCCAAGUCACUCAACAAGUACAGAUGCAACAGCCUCAAGAAAUACAACGAAUAAAUGUGUCUUAUGCUAACAUCCAAAUGAACAGUCCAAUAAUAUUAGAGAGUUUACCAGACAUGAUCAAACCCGAACCAAUGGCCAUCAUAGACCCCAAAAAGGAAAUCACCUUUUAAUGAUAAAUUUGUUACAUUUUUAUUUUUGUUGAUACUAUUUAUUUGUAUUAUUUGUAUAUAUGUUCAUUGUUCAUUCACUGAAAGUAUUAUUGAUGCACUAAAGAUUCUGUGAAUCCGAAUAAUAGAGUGCUGAUCAGAACAUCUUCGUAGAAAAAGUUUAGGAUUGUAGCUGCUAUUAAUUUGUGCUACAAUGUUAUAAUUGUAUUUUUUCUACAUGUAAAUAUGAUCUUUCUUUGUCUAUAAUUUAACUUGGCAAGUUAAAAAAAGAAGGAUGUAACUUAUUCUCUUAUUGAAUAUACAGAGGGUGCAUUAUUUGUGUGGAAUAAAAGACACCUUUAUUUGAAUUGCACAUUUGGUUUAAAUUUAUUUGCAACUUGAAUUAUUGAAAUUCACUCACGCACAUCAAAAGUUAGAUUUGAGUUGCUAGAUAUUUCCUAUUGUCUGGCAAUGUCAAGCAACAAGAGAACUUAUUGUUGGCCAGUGCACAAUUUUGACUGAAUUUCUUGUCUUUUGUUCUAAGUUACAUCCUGAAAGUGGACUAAGUUACAUUUUUAUAUCAUAUUUGUAUAUAAUCCUGUGGUUAAUAAACCAGCAACAUUUGUGCAAGUAAUUAUUUUAACAAUUAUUUUACCUAUACCUAAUAAUUAUUAUUGUGAUAGAUUGUUUUUAUAGUUUUAACGGUUAGUUGUAGAGGGGAUUUUUUUUAUUACAAAAAUGGUUUAGAAUUAUUUUUAUUUUAUAAAUUGUAUAUGCUCAACAAGCCAAAAACCAAAUCUUUGCAAUUUUAUUGGGAACACUUUCUCGUAUUGUUUAAAAAUUCUACAUCAAAAGUGACUGAUUUAUGUAUUUAAUUGUUGUGACUAGAGUUUUUUUUUUGAGGGGAAAACAUUGACAAGUGUAUUUGAAUUUGUACAAUAUACGUAAUAAAACAUUUUAUUAACUGGGUGUUUAUUUGUAAAGUUACAACCCCAUUAUAAGCAAAUAAACACUCUCUCAGUGCCUUAAUUUUGCAUUUUUAGGCAAUUCAAAUAUCAACGCACUACAGGAAAACUUUAAUUUAAUAAUUGCAAAUUCAAAUCAUUUUGUCAAUGAUUUUUGCUUGUAUUUUUUCUAAAACUGAAAAUAAAAAUACAUCAAAAACAA
This is a messenger RNA of Ceutorhynchus assimilis (cabbage seed weevil), 2657 nucleotides long. The record is from the annotation of a GenBank genome assembly. Lineage: Eukaryota; Metazoa; Arthropoda; Insecta; Coleoptera; Curculionidae.